Messenger RNA from Caenorhabditis bovis, 528 nucleotides. Lineage: Eukaryota; Metazoa; Nematoda; Chromadorea; Rhabditida; Rhabditidae. The record is from the annotation of a GenBank genome assembly.
AUGGAUGUUUCCAAGCUUUCCGACGUUGAACUUAGAGAGGCUCUCGUUUCCAAUGGAAUAAACCCGGGCCCGAUCGGCCCAACGACUCGAUUAGUCUAUGAGAAGAAACUCUCCAAAGUCCUCAACGAUGACGAUCAUAACGUCUCUCAAACUAUUGAACUGAACAUUUCGAAGGUUAUCGAGCAGCCCGUCACUCGAUCGCCAGUCCCGCAAGUUGAGAUCGCCCAACCGAUUCAACCGGAAGCUGGUGAUCUCAGCAGAACUGCAAUUAUUGACGAGAAGGAGUUGGAUAAGGACGAGUCCGAUGAGGAGGAUUAUGAGGGUGAAGAAUCGAUGCGAUACUUGACUGAGGAGGAGAUUCAGGCAGAAAGAAAAGCUAGGAAGCAAAAUAAGAAAAGCAACACUGUCAAGAAUAUUGGUAUCUUCGCAAUCGCGUUCGGCGCCAUCGCCGUUUUUGCGUAUUUUCUCCUGGAGAACACCGAAAUGCUUUUGGCUUCGAUGAAAGCCAACGAGGAUGAUCAGCUUUAA